Messenger RNA from Camelus dromedarius (Arabian camel), 2250 nucleotides. RefSeq names its product chromosome 2 C3orf52 homolog (gene C2H3orf52). The record is from RefSeq and is a predicted model, not a curated record. NCBI's taxonomy places the organism in Eukaryota, Metazoa, Chordata, Mammalia, Artiodactyla, Camelidae. The coding region runs from base 79 to 744 and encodes 221 amino acids. The transcript is spliced from 7 exons.
AGGCCACUUUGGACUCUGCACCCUCGGGUGUGUGCGUCCUGCUUCCUGGCGGGCUGUUCAGUCCUCCUCCACUCGUCCAUGGAGGGGGCCAGGCCCCCAUCGCCAGGAGAUGGGCUGGAGCUCUCGGCGCUCCAAGGGCAGCCAGACGAGCAGACGCCUCUCAAUGGAGCCGUCCAGGGCUUCCAUUCUUCGACCGAGGAGCCCUGCCCAGCCCAGGCUGACCAGGAAAGCCCUUGGAGCGCCUGUAAUAGGACUUUGAUUGGAAGAUGCAAACUGUGGAUGGUCCUGGCCUCCAUUUUCCUGGGUUUCAUUAUAGUCAUCAUCAUAAGCUUAUGUCUUAUGGGAGUGACUUAUGUCGAUGAAGAUGAAAAUGAUACAUUUGAAUUAUCGUCAAGUAAAACAUUCUUACUGGUGCUAAAGCUUCCAGAAGAAUGUGUCACUGAAGAGGAAUUGCCUGACUUGCUCACGGAAAGGAUCACAGAUGUGUACAGUUCAUCACCAGCUCUGAGCCGUUAUUUUACUUCUGCUGAACUGAUGGACUUCAGUGGUGAAAACGCCACAAUAACCUAUCAACUGCAGUUUGGGGUUCCGUCGGAAGAGGACAGUUUUAUGAAGUAUAUGAUGAGUGAGGAGUUGGUGCUGGGUGUUUUACGCCAGGAUGUCCAUGAUCAGAGUGUAUCUGGCUGUGAGACGCUGGGGCUUGCUCCAGGGUCCCUCUUGCUCUAUGAUCCCACAUAUGAGUGAUGUCAUAUGAAUGAAGUGGUGGAGGCCGACCUUUGUCUGGAAGCAGUGCUCCAUUGAGUUUUGGGAUGAAGAGAAUUCAUUCCAUUUUCCAGAAAGGAUCCUGUGAAUUAACGUAUAAGGACUCACAAUGACUGGAGGGGUGGAGACGGUCCUCCUUCUCCUGAUUCUGCACAGUUACGGAGUCUGGCCCUACGUCCAGCAGAACAGCCCCCGAGCGCUGCCCCGGCUGGGUCCAGUCUCGACAAAGGCACGAAGCCAGAUGGGGCGGGGGUGGGGGGACGAGGUGGCAGGUGAGCCUUGCAGUGGGAGGUUCCUGCUGUUCUUGAAGCCCUAGCUGCCUCUACCCACAUGUGGACACUUUCUCUUUGGUGUGAAGGUGGCCUUUUCCGGCAGGACCCCACCAGCCUAAGCUGGUGGAGAACAGAGGCAGGCAGGUGGCGAGGUGAGGCAGAGCCCAAGCGAUCACUUGCUGAAAUCCGCCUCCCACCUGCGCCCUCCCACCAUGACGUUUGAUCUACCUCUGAGCAAGGCUGUGAGGGAAAGGCAGGCACCUCCGCAGACGUAAGCGGCUUCGCUGUGUCUGCUUCCAUGACCGGUAGCUGCAUCUCUUAGCAGACCAGCCUUAGACACGUCAUCCAAUGUCACUGUGUGAUAUGGAGCUACAGAAGGAGGUGUAUGUUUCUUCAUUUCAUCUUCUCUUCAUUGUUCCUGUGACCUCUGAACACCUCUUUUGGAAACAUGGGCCCCUGUGAGUUUGGAACACACUACUCUCCCCAUUUAUAUUGUCACCAGCUUCCAUCGGAGAGUCUUUAAGACUGCUUCCCACCUGCUGUAGAUCGCACAUGUUGGCUUUUUGUAAAUGUCCGGCGUUCUUAGCCUUCCUGUGGGACUCAGUGUCUUCGGGCCUUGGCUGUGUGUCUUAUUGAAGAAGGUCGUGAAACAGGAAGACCCACUCUCGUUUGAAAUAAACUGUGGGAAAUGUAGUGCCAGGGCCUCUGGGGGGCCGGGGUGGGGACUGCACAACAGCAACAGUUUCGGUCAUCUCCAGAGAGAGCACUGCCUGCCGUGGGGGAAGAGAGUAUUUUGUUGGGAAAACUACUUUGCUGGAAAUUUUCCAGGAGAGUUUUGUAGUCAUGUGACGAGAGGUUCCUGGCCUCAGUAUCUUGGCUAAAUUGGCCCUGGGGGGACGUCGGGGUGGGGGCCGCUGUGUGCGGGGAUGUGUCCGCAUGCAUGUCUCAGGCCAGGUUUGCCUUGAGCUCUUUAUGACCCAGGACUCUGGAUAAUGUGGAUUUGCUUUCUUAUUUAACUAGAAGAUACAUUUAUUGUAACUCGAGUCUCAUUUUGAGGAUAGUUCCUCAAACUAGUCAGACAGAUGAAUUUCUCUUCCUUCUGUUUAUUUUUUACAUGUCAGACGUAAACUUCCGUGUGUUUGUACUUUUUAGAAAAUAAUAACUUCAGUGGAUGAGGAUUUUAAAAUAUUGACAAUAAAUUAUUUUUGCCUCUGCA